Messenger RNA from Paramecium sonneborni, 652 nucleotides. The record is from the annotation of a GenBank genome assembly. NCBI's taxonomy places the organism in Eukaryota, Ciliophora, Oligohymenophorea, Peniculida, Parameciidae.
AAUGAGUGCUUAAGUGUUAUUUCGGGUGAAAUGUUCUACAGAAUUUAGUUAAAUGGUCAGCAUCGUUGGAAACAAUCAAUAAUUAGGGAAUUGGAAUCCUUAAUAAGGAUUUAAAUUAAUAACUAAUAAUGAAAUGUAUCCCAUUUGGUUUAGUGAUUUUGCUUUAGAAGUUGAACUUAGUAUCUAUAUUUGUUUAUCUAGAUUAACUUGUUGAAUUCAAACUAAUUAUUACAGAUGGAUAAAAUUCUUUUUGGGAAUGUGGCGAAAAUAGACGUCUUUAGAUAUAAGGAUAGAAAUUAGUAGUUGUUUUGACUUACAACAUCCCAUCCCUCUAUAUUUAUAAUAUUAAAAGAAUUUUUUCAGACACUGAUCUCUCUACAAUUACGAUAGGUAAUUUAAAUUAAAUAAUAAUUAGGAAGAACAAGAAAGGUCUCUAUAUAACUAAAAGACAAGUUGUAUGAUUCAGAUGAUGACUCAGUAAUUUAUUUUUUCAUUCUUUUAGGAUUCAGAAUAAGAAAGCGAUGUUAAUUCCUUAUUUUAAGAUGAAAUCGUUUCAUGUAAUUCAAAUGAAAACAUUACAAAUUCUCCAAAUUCUUCUCAUUUCGAGCCAAUCUUUUAGUUCGCCUCUGAAUUGGGAACUGGUGAAAAUUGA